AUGGCUGUUGACAAGAAGCUCCCAGCCACCCCAGUAAUCAAGAUCAAGGUCAGCGACCGGAGUUCAUGGCUGGAGGCGCUCAAGACCGACCGACCCAUUCUCAUUCAUCUCAACGCCGACACAACAUGGCUUAUUCAGCUUCCAUACCCAUCCUCGAAAACUCCUCCUCCUAAUCGAAAACGAUUCAACAUUCUCCUCGACCCGUGGCUGCAAGGCCCGCAAUCCGACGUCGCUUCUUGGUUUUCCACCCAGUGGCACGCCAUCGAGCCAAGUGUGAAGACUAUGACGGAGCUGAACGCUCUUCUUGCAGGGCUUGAGAGUGGAUCUGAAGUUUCAGAAGAGACAGAUGUGUCGUACAUCGACGCCGUCGCCAUUUCACAUGAGUUCACCGAUCACUGUCAUCAGGCAACCCUCGAAGAACUUCCGACUUCAACGCCAGUGUUCGCAACUGAUAAAGCGGCCGACCUGAUCCGCUCUUGGAACUAUUUCGACAAUGUCACGACAACUCCAGGAUUCUCCGCGUCGACCGAAGACUGGAAAGAGGCUCUGAGCACCGCGGGAUUGCCGUCCUGGGUCGGCAUUGGCCGUGUCAUCACUGCAGGCAACGCGCUGUAUUACCACUCGGCCGUCAUGAUCGUCUUCGAUCUUGGAAAACCAGAGACGAUUUUGUAUUCGCCGCAUGGAAUUCAGGCGUCCGAUCUGACUCCCAUUAGAGACUCGGGGAUUUCGACUCUGGCCCUGCUUCAUGGCCUGCAUGAUGUUCGCAUCUGGAUGACGAAACAGUUGAACUUGGGAGCUUUGAACGGCAUCAAGGCGGUAGGUGAAAGCGGUGCGCGCUACUGGAUCGCGACGCAUGACGAGGUGAAGAAGGGCGGCGGGUUCAUUGCGCCAUUACUCAUGAGAACGACUUAUACUCUCAAAGACGCAGUGGAAGCCGAAGAAAAGCGGUUUGAGGGAAAAGCCCCGGAAUACGAGUUUGCUGAGCUGGGCUCUGGGGAUGGUCUUGUGCUGAAAUAA
This is a messenger RNA of Colletotrichum karsti, 1017 nucleotides long. RefSeq lists its product as uncharacterized. NCBI's taxonomy places the organism in Eukaryota, Fungi, Ascomycota, Sordariomycetes, Glomerellales, Glomerellaceae. The record is from RefSeq and is a predicted model, not a curated record. The coding region runs from base 1 to 1017 and encodes 338 amino acids. The transcript has a single exon.